This is a messenger RNA of Passer montanus (Eurasian tree sparrow), 3542 nucleotides long. It is a transcript of the gene PCMT1, whose product is annotated as protein-L-isoaspartate (D-aspartate) O-methyltransferase. Gene Ontology annotation, cellular component: cytoplasm. Gene Ontology annotation, molecular function: protein-L-isoaspartate (D-aspartate) O-methyltransferase activity. The record is from RefSeq and is a predicted model, not a curated record. The coding region runs from base 899 to 1492 and encodes 197 amino acids. The transcript has 8 exons. Lineage: Eukaryota; Metazoa; Chordata; Aves; Passeriformes; Passeridae. Gene Ontology annotation, biological process: protein modification process.
GGGGCGGCUGUGGCCGGCCGCCGGUGACCGUUAGCGACCGCGCGCUCCCGCGGCGCCCGCCCGACCCGCCGCCAACUGUCACGGGGAGCGGCACCGGCGCCCGGCCGCGCGUGUCCGUGUUGUCCGUCUGUCUGUAUGCGUGUCUCUGUGUCCGAGCGGGGGUGUGUCCGUGCGUGCCCGGGUGCUCGGGCCGGGGGGCGUGUGUCCGGGCGGCGGCCGCUGUCGCAGGGCGGGCCGGGCCGGGCUGUUGUUGCGGGAGGCAGUGCGGCGGGCGGGGUGGCGCCGAUGGCGGUCCCGGAGGGGAAGCGCCGUGCGGCGGCCGUGGCUGUUCCCUGCUCGCCGCGUGCCCCCCUCGCCGGCCCCGUUCCCGCCGCCGCGUUCCCGUCUGCCGUGUGCGAGCUGAGGCGGGGCCGCGGCGGCAGCGCCGGAGGGCCCGUGAUCCCCCGCACGCACCGGGAUCGGCGUCCGUCUGGUGCGCUGCGGCCGGCGGGACUGGGGGUGUCGGCGGGCGCCCUCCGCUCUUUCAGGCCCGGGCUGAACAACGCAGCGGGAGCCGCCCGGGUUUGGGAAUCGCGCCGAAGAGGCCGCGGCUGUUUGUGUUGGGCGAAAGGGGCGUGCGGCAGCAGUCCCUCCUCCCCGCUCCCGGCGGGGUCCCGAGCGGCUCCGCUCGAAGGGCUGGGCUGGGACCGCGGGGACAGGAGAGGAACGGAGCUGUCAGGGCUGCGGGCUCGCGCUGUGACAGCCGAGCUUUGCGCUGCCUUGUGCUCGCCCAGGGUUUGUGCUGUCCCCGUGCUGAACGUGGAAGGUGUCGGGCGGGCGCUCCUUCGCCGAUGUACUUCAGUACAUCCUGAAGUCUGCAGAAAAUGGAAUAAUCAAAACAGACAAGGUAUUUGAAGUAAUGCUGGCUACAGACCGUUGCCACUAUGCAAAAUACAACCCCUACAUGGACUCUCCGCAGUCUAUAGGUUUCCAAGCAACAAUCAGUGCUCCACACAUGCAUGCAUAUGCACUUGAACUUCUAUCUGAUCAGCUACAUGAAGGAGCCAAAGCACUUGACGUAGGAUCUGGAAGUGGAAUUCUUACGGCAUGCUUUUCGCGAAUGGUUGGUCCCAAAGGACAAGUUGUAGGAAUUGAUCAUAUCAAAGAACUAGUAGAUGACUCAAUAAAUAAUGUCAAAAAAGACGAUCCCACAUUGCUGUCUUCAGGAAGAGUGAAACUGAUUGUGGGAGAUGGACGAAUGGGAUAUGCAGAAGAAGCUCCCUAUGAUGCAAUUCAUGUUGGAGCUGCAGCCCCAGUUGUGCCCCAAGCACUUAUAGACCAGUUAAAACCUGGCGGAAGAUUGAUAUUACCAGUUGGCCCUGCUGGGGGAAACCAGAUGCUCGAACAGUAUGACAAACUAGAAGAUGGCAGUGUCAAAAUGAAGCCUCUGAUGGGAGUGAUAUAUGUGCCUUUAACAGAUAAAGAGAAGCAGUGGUCCAGGGAUGAAUUGUAAAAGCUACAUCAUCUUGACCCAAACAUAGUGUUACAGUGGACUGCUCAUCUCCCGUUCUAAAAGCUUUUUGAAAACCAACAGCAUUGCAGCUUGUUUUGGACUUCGUUAUACUGUUGUUAUCAGCAUGGAAAAGCGUGGUGUUUGUUUUAUUUUUUUAGAUGCUCAAGGCAAAUCUGAAAAAGAAAUGGUGGAAAGUUUUAUGUGGGCACUGUUUUAUUUAACAUGCCUUUAUUUCACUUUUAUCUGUUCAAAGUGAAUUUCUGCAAAACUGCAGAGAAAGACCUGUAGCUUGUGAACUCUGAUUUUGAUGGGGGAACUUGAACACUCACUUCUCUCGGCUCCUGUGUCCCUUGGUAAAACGCUUCUGUGCACCUUACGACACUACGUAGGUAAUACCAGGUUUUCUGUGUUCCAACGUCUGCUAGAUGCUACUAAAAGGAGAUGAACUUCCUUUCUAAGCUUUUGACAUGGUGUCAUAGACUAGCAUGUAGUAGAUACAAUCAGCUGCUUUUUUACCUUUAAACCAGGCAUUUGUAUAUAUUAAAUUUCAAGACAUCAGAGGUAGGUGGCCGCUCCUAUCAAACAUUUCUGUUCAAGCUGGACAUAACAGACAUGGUUUUCCCUUUCCUUCUAAAACUGAUUAAUGUAAGCUUUAAAUUCUGUUGUGGUUUAUAGCUCAGUGCUGAUGUGAUACACAUGGAGCUAACUCCAUAAAUGUGAGUUGAGCUGUGUUCCAAUCACUGAACAAUUUACACAAUGCAGCUUUGCCAAGCAAAUUUAAAAGCAAAAGGGGGUUUUGUGCUUGUGUGGAAGAUUAGGAUGGGUAGGUAGUCUGAUAUACGGAUUGCUAGGUUCUUUAUUAAAAGCCAAAACCCCCUUUGGUCCUAAAAGCAAAGUUGCUUCUGGUAAAGCCAUUUGAUGAAUGAAGAAUAGUUGGAAGGCUCUAAACCUUUUUUUCUGAUGUAAGUUUUGUCUUCUGGUACUAUAAAAUGUUGACAAAUUAGGAAGCAGUACACUAAGGUGGGCUGCUUUGGGAAAGGGGGGAAGUGUGUCUUCAGUGAUCUUGCUCAUAUUUGAGCGACCCAGAAUUAAAGUAAACAGCAUAUUAUCCUUUUUUUUUAUGAUAGGAAGGAUUAUAGAAUAAAACAACCCAUAGUGAUCACUGGAAAAAAACCCAAAACAACUUCCUAUGGUGGAAGAGCAAUAAUUUUGUGAUAGGAUUAAUCCCUGAAAGCAUAAAGUUAUAAUUCAAAGGCCUCUGAAUAUGGAAAAGGAACAUUUUAAAUAACCUGCCUUUGGAAGGCCCAGCCCCAUUUUGUUCCUCUGUGGAAGAUACUAUAGGACUUAAUUUACUUAGAUGUUUGGAAGUUAAUGUACCACCUCCUGAUCUGACUGCAGCCUGGGAGCACAUGCACAAGAUUAAUCUUAUAAAGAAAUUAAUAUAGUGCAUAUUCUAGAAAAUACAAUCCAGAAAAAUCCACUUGCGUCUGACAAAUUUGUACUAACCCACAAUCAACUGUGACUCUAGUUCUUGGUGUUGAAGUGAAAUAACUGAUGCAUGCUAACGUUCAACCUUUUGGUCGCUGUAUCUUUCAGUUUGAGUUCAGCUUUAUUUACAUCUUCUCACUAAUUUAAUCAGUUAAAUGAAAGAUAUGAGCUCAACUGUAUCCAAAUUCCUGUCUCUGGACACAGUCUAAUAAGCUAGCCUGACUUGGAAGUGGUGUUAAGCUGAGACCCAAUGACAGCUUCCUGGGGGAGAACCACUUCAGGAGGUGUAAGACUUCAGGGACCAAGGCUGGUGGGAUUAGUGCACCCAUUCCACUGAAGGGGCUGAUGACAGUCAAGGUACUCGGACAGAAAGGAGGAUCCAGGAGUAGCAUUUAGGAGUUGAAAAUGGAAACUCCUCCAUGAUGGAGCAAUGGUUCUGAAGUAAAAAACUUGGAGACAAGGACAAGUUGAAAUGCAGAAGACUUGAAGAGCUUGAAUAAAUGCUGUGUGAACUGUCUGAAUUGCUACUUUGCCAAAUAAAACAAAUUGAGAGGAAGCUGUA